Messenger RNA from Fonsecaea multimorphosa CBS 102226, 1914 nucleotides. RefSeq lists its product as uncharacterized. NCBI's taxonomy places the organism in Eukaryota, Fungi, Ascomycota, Eurotiomycetes, Chaetothyriales, Herpotrichiellaceae. The coding region runs from base 1 to 1914 and encodes 637 amino acids. The transcript has 2 exons. The record is from RefSeq and is a predicted model, not a curated record.
AUGGGGGACCCAAGUCAAGAGCAGAAAACGGUAAAUAUAACAGAGUCGAGAGUCGACAGUGGGUUUUUAUUGAAUGCUGGCUCUGACAGCGACAGUGCGCCGUCCCAGAAUCCCAAGCACCCUAGGAGUGCUCGACGGCUGUCCUCUCUAAGUGUUCUUGGACAAGGCCUGCUGGAUUUCCUCAUUGCUAUCUCCUGCGCCUAUUUCAUUGUCUUCGCCGCCCUGGUUUAUUCUAGGCGCAAUCAGCCUGUCGACCAACAAGGAAACCAGGACCUGCUUGAAGCGGCCAAAUAUAGUCCGACCAUCUUCCCCAUCUUAUUCUCCGCGGUCGUUGCCAAAUUUCUCAGGGCUAUCGCAGCAAUCAAGCUCGAGAGUGGCACCUCCGUGCUCGCGCUCGAAUACCUCUUGCAGAGCCGUAGCGUCUUCAGCGCCUUCAUGGCCCCAAUUGCCUUGAAGACAAUCAACGUCCUCACGCCGUUUCUUUGCCUCCUCUGGGCACUCUCUCCCCUGGGGGGUCAAGCCGGACUACGUGUCAUAUCCACUCAAGAAUCCUUUACCAAUGCGACACAGAACUUUACAUAUCUCGCCUUUGUGUCCGAAUUUAGCAACGAAGGAGUCAAUUCGGCCUCGGCGGAACCGCUGAUCCCAAUCAAUGCAAUCUUCACUGCUGCUCUCAUCGGCUCGGCCAAAUCAAAGGAUCUGGCGCAAGACCAAUUCGGCAACGUCAAAAUACCCAUCUAUGAGAGUCUCACCGCGCAGGAUGGCUCAGAUUGGCGGAUCGUGCCAGAUUCUGGUGACGUCGAAUGGAGUUCUCUCACUGGACUGCCCAUCCACAAUCUCCCAUCAGUAGGAGUCUCACGUUUCACGAUGAACACUGGCUAUAUGGUCACAAGCUGCAAUGUAUCAGGCCACGACUGGACCCCAGAAGACCGACAGAGCCUUGAGCAAUUUAGAGGCUGGAGUGGUGCGAAUUACGCUCUCAGUCCCAACAGGUUCGACCAAUACGCAAUAACUAACUUUACGUUCCGAUCUCUUGACCUCUACGGUGAUUCUGGUCCUUCGGUAGAAGGGGAGAUCCUCACCGUCGCAGACUGCUCGGUUGGCAUGAGUUACAUCGAAGUCCAAAUCGAAUGCAACGGUCAGACCUGUCAAAGCGUUGCUGCACGACCUUCGAAAAAUCCCGCCUCGCAUCAGCGCGACUACAGCUACACCACCCUCAAUGUAACCGAAUGGACACCGAUCAAUGGUCUCGGUCAAGAAGAUAUCAUGUACGAUGCAUUUUUUCCUGAUUUCACCAACGCGACCAACCCGACAGUGGGUUGCGAUACCUCGUUCUGCCCCCCUAGCGCCAUAGAAGCAUACUUGGCGGACCCGGCAAAUGUCCUGUUGCAGACUGCGACUACCAAGCUUUGGAAGCUCGGCGACGACGUUUUCUCUAAGCGGUUCACGCAGCUCAUCAACACCUAUUGGAUUGACAGCAUUGCUCCCUCUGCGAUAUCAGGGAACUUCACAGUGGGAGGAAGCGACUCUCAGCUGUACAACACGGAUAGCACGCUGGGCACAAUCACCACCAGCCAGAUUGUCGUCAAGUGCGACUUCACGUGGCUCGCGAUCAUGCUUGUCUGUUCGCUUGUGCUGUUCAUCAUCGGCUUGGCAACGGUAGUGCUGACGGCGUACCGGCGUGGGCCGGACGUGUUGGACAAAUUCAGCUCGCUGUUGAGGGACAAUCCGUAUGCGAAUAUCCCGCAUACAUCGUCGAUGGAAGACGCGUCGACCCAAUCGAGACGGUUAGGAGAUCUGACGGUUCGGCUCGGCGAUGUUCGUCCCGAGGACGAUCUCGGAUAUGUUGCGAUAGGGGUCCUUGAUGGUCACCAGGUGGUGCAGAAGCUGAGUACGAGGAGGAAUUAUGCUUGA